Molecule: messenger RNA, 831 nt
Organism: Insectozyma verbasci
Lineage: Eukaryota; Fungi; Ascomycota; Pichiomycetes; Serinales; Debaryomycetaceae
Source: the annotation of a GenBank genome assembly
AUGGCUUGGGAUGACGAAGAUUUUGAUAUACCUACAACCACUAAAACCUCAUGGGAAGAUGAAGGUGAUGAAGAUGAUCCAAUAUUAGAUUCAUGGGAUGUUGAUCCAGAAGAAGAAGAAAAAAAAGCAAAACUCAAGAAACAAGAAGAAGAAGCUAAAAAACAACAAUUAAAAAAACAACAUGAAGAUUCAAAAAAGAAAAAACAAGAGAAGUUAAAACAAAUGGAAGAAUUUGAUGCAAUGGAUGAAUUAUCCAAAAAGGAAUUAUUGAAAAAAGCUGAAUUAAAUGCUGAUUUGAACAAUGCGGCUGAUUUAUUUGGUGGUUUGGGAGUUGCUGAAGAUAAUGAUGAUUUUGAUAUAAAUCAACAUCCAAGAGAAAGAGCGGAAGCUAUGAAAAAAGAUGAUACUCCAAAAAGAGCUCCAUUAACUAUUGAUACUCCAUUAGAAGAACAUCCAAUUUUUCAACCUACAAAUAAACAAGAAUAUGAAAAAUUGAGAAAAACUUUGGGAACUACAUUAACCCAAUUAAAUGAAGAUUCAUCAUUAUUAUAUGCUAGUUCUUUAGCUAUUGAUUUAAUUAGAGAUUUAUCCCAACCUUUAUCUGUUGAAAAUUUGAGAAAAGUUAUAUCGACUUUGAAUGUAGUUAUAAAAGAUAAAGAAAAACAAGAAAGAAUGAAUAGAUUGAAAAAAGCUGGGGGUACUGCUACUGGUGGUGCUGGUAAAAAGAAGGCUAAACCAGCUGCUAAACCAAAUGUUGGUGGGUUCAAAAAAGAUGCUUUUGAUGAUAUGGAUGAUGGGUUAGAUGAUUUAGAUGAUGAUGAUUUUAUGUAG